This is a messenger RNA of Ambispora leptoticha, 729 nucleotides long. The record is from the annotation of a GenBank genome assembly. Lineage: Eukaryota; Fungi; Glomeromycota; Glomeromycetes; Archaeosporales; Ambisporaceae.
AUGUAUUUCGAUAAAUCAUACGCUCACAUCUUCACUACAUUGCUGCUACUCAUAGCUUUGACGAUAAGAAUAGACGCAUCACCGGCCCCAGGUCCGCCAGACGGUGGAACGGUAUGGAAUUCUGGGGAUCAAGUUACAAUUGCAUGGACAGAAAACAAAGUGUCUCCAUUAAUAUCAGACAUGUCGGGAAUUAACGUACAAUUGAUGACCGGAGGAGAUUUAUCACAAGUUCCUUUGGCAGAUAUCGCAACAGGACUUAGUACCAAUACAACUUCGGUAUCAUGGACGGUGCCGUCAUUGUCUUCUCUAGGAUAUCCCGCAGGAAAAAUUUAUUUUAUCAUGUUUUCGGAUUCAGCUAAAGCCGGUUCUGGAGUUAGUUGGUCAACGCGAUUCACUAUUUUGGAUGGAAAGACACCGGUUGUCACAUACAAUCCAUCAGCAUCAUUUACUAUUACAAAAUCUGGUGGCAGUUCACCAACAGAUGGAACCACCACCGUAAUCGUUACAGCAACACCAAAUGACACUACGACGACAACUUCCACGUCCACUUCAUCAAUUAGCAUAGUCACCAUAACAACAGGACUAGACACACCAACACAAAGUUCGGCAUUUACCGUUCAGACUGGAAUCCCUAUUCAACAAAAUUCUAGUGUACAAAUACAACCAAACAUGCAUGUUAUUAAUAUUGCAUUAACGUUACUAUUACUGUUUGCUAGUGGUUGGGGAUGA